Molecule: messenger RNA, 1614 nt
Organism: Sporothrix brasiliensis 5110
Lineage: Eukaryota; Fungi; Ascomycota; Sordariomycetes; Ophiostomatales; Ophiostomataceae
Exons: 1
Coding region: 1-1614 (537 amino acids)
Source: RefSeq, a predicted model, not a curated record
AUGUGCAUCAAGUACGUCUACUACAAUACGUACUCUGAUGACCAGUUCGACAUCACCGAGCGCGUCGAAUCUUGCACACCCGGCUACAUCUGCCCCAACCCGCGCACCCUGCAGUUCGACCGCGAGUACGCCUGCCCCCGUGACCAGGCCAAGGCCUCGCAAGCCCGUGGUGACCGCCUGCCCGGUAGUGCUGCCGGCGCCUCGACUCCGUCGCCCCGUUCUCUGUCUCCGACCUCUGCCAGCCCGGACUCUCGUGCCGGCUCGAGCGACGCCACAUCUGGUGCUGACCACCCGCCUCGCCGUCGCCGACGCCGCACGUCCGACGUCUACGUCAACGGCACCAAGGUCUCGUCGACCUCCACCACUACUGCCUCCUCGAAACCCCCCUCCUCGCCGCGCACCAUGCCGAUCCCCAUCCAGCGCGCCGCCACCAUGACCUACGGCGGCAUGGAGCCCCCGCCGGAGCGUGGCCGCCGGCCCAUCAUUGUCGAGGAGCGCGUGCCCUCCCUCUACCAGAGCACGCCCCGCAUGAUGCCCAUCCCACUGCCCACUCAUGCCGACAUUUACAACCACACCACCACCACCAUAUCGGGGCGACCCCGCCCGUCGUCCGGAUUUCGUGACUUUCGUGACUUUCGCGAGUUCCGCGACCUGCGCGACACUCGCCCCGAGUUUCGCCCCGAGUUUCGCCCCGAGUUUCGUCCAGAGCUGCGCAACGACCUGCGCGAGUUCCGCCCCGUCGGCCUGGAGCGCACCUCGUCGCUGCGCCGCCGGGAGCCUGCGACGCCGCCCCUGGACAAUACCUUUUUGAGCCCCAACCGCGCUCGCUUCGAUCGCUCCCCGCAAGGCUACGGUAGUGCUGAAGACGAGCAGGAGCGGGCUGAGCGCCGCCGCCGCCGCCGAGCUGCUCGCGAGCGCGCUUCGGUGAUGCCCUCGUCGCUGCCGGCCAUGGGCGCCACCGACGUUUUUGGCUCGUCCCCGUCGUCGACGUCGGGUGUCGGUUCCGGUGUCGGCUCUGGAAUGGGAUCGUCGGCGGCCACCUCGGCGUCGACCUCCCCCGCCGUCUCGGCCGUCAAGAAGGAGCUGCGCUGGGAGGAUGAGCAGCGCCGAUUGCACAACGAGCGCAUCUCGCGCCGGCCCAAGAUGCCGCGCGUCCAACCCGUGCCCACCAGCACCACCACCAACACCAACCCCAAGCUGCAGGGCGAGGUCAAGUCCAUCCUCAAGAACACGUCCACGUCGGCCGGCACAUCACCGGCCCCGCCCGCCGAGGGCCGCUCGCGCGCUUCAUCGCGUGCGUCGUCGACCCGUCCGCCUUCUGCCUCGCGCCCCUCAUCACGCCCGCCCUCGUCGUCCCGCCGCGCGUCUUUUGUAGGGCCCGUUGGCGACCUGGACGACCUUUUCACCACGGGCGUGUCGGGCCUCAACAUUUCGACGCCGCCGCCACCGCCGCCCGGCCCGGGACCAAUGGACGAGCUCGUCGUGGACGACGUCGAGCGCAACCGUCUCCGCAACCGCUUCAGCAUGCCGCCGCGCCGGUACACCGCCGGCGGGGCCUUUAAGCGGCGCACGGAGAUCUGGUACCCCGAGGAAGGGCGAUACCGCUUCAUGUGA